AUGGAACCAAAAUACUAUACGGUAGACUCUAAAAAACCAAAACCACAUCCAAGACUGCAAAAUCUAUUAUCUUUUUUCGAGGCGUCAUCGUCCUCAUCAUCUCUGAACGGCGGCGGUGGUGACAGUGCAAAACGUACACCACCCGCUCUACCACCACGUCUUUACCACUCUGCAACAACCUCUGACUUUAACAGCAGUAGCAGUGGUAACAUCGACCAUACCAAUACCAAUAGCAACAACAACAACAACCCAUCGUCUGACCAUCAUAACAAUCUCGAAUUGACAUCGCCACCACCUACACCACCACCACCUAGUAGCACUAUCGGAAGCGGCAGUCCAUCGACACACGACCUCAUGAGUGCACGCACCAUGAUAACCGACCCUGUUGCCGUGCAGAUGCUCGACAAGCUUAAUCGCGAGCUCCAACAGGAGCGAUCGGCACAUCUUCAGUCACGAAACCGCAUUCGUGUGCUCGAAGAGGAGAACCGUCAGAUACGCGAACAAAACUCGCGUCUCCAAAGUCGACUUUCCAAGGUUUGGCAACACUAUAACAGCUUCCAGAAAGUCAUGGCCGAAACAUACAAUAGCAACAGCAACAACAACAGUAAUUUCGAUUCACAGAGUGACUAUUCAGUGUCACCACCACUACAUAGCAGUAAUGGUAGCAAUAGCUUCAACAACAACAACAGCAGCAACAACAUCAACAACAGUAACAACAGCAGUAGCAGUGGAAUCUAUCAAGUUGCCAGACCACUCGGUGGAUUCAACCAACCUCACACACGUUCGAAAUCAAACACUGUUAGCGGUGACUACAAACACUUUACCAACUCACUACUACAGAAUGGUUCAGUCAAUUCCAACAGUUCAUUCUUAUUAAACAAUAGUAAUGGUAGUGUUAAUAAUGCUACUAACAAUGGCAACAACAACAACAACAACAACAACAGUAACAAUGGUGGUAAUGCUAUUAACAAUGGUAAUAGCUCCACUAGAAGUAAAUCGAUGAGUGUCAGCCAUAUGAGUUUGUCUGGAGGAUCACCACCCAAUUCACAACUUCUCAACACAAGCACUGGCUAUCUUCAAGAGUUGGUCGAUCAGAACUCGACUGUUGGUGACGACGCCUCACAGUCACAUUUCACCGAGGAUGACUACGCCCGUAUGCUCGACAAACGUAGAGGUAUCGCCUACCAGAUACUCAAGACCGAGAAGGAGUACGCAUCGCAUCUACAACUGAUCGUCGAAGAGUUUUUGAACCCAAUGCGUAUCGAGAGCUACCAAUCUUCGAACCCAUUCGUCACUACACUCCACGUCAAACAACUGUUUGGUGACGUCGAAGUUAUCCUUGGUUCAUCUGGUCUACUCAUUGAGGAUCUAGAGAAAGUACUAAACAACACUUCCAACCUUGGUUUAGGUGAAGUUUUCUUAAAGAUUUGUGAUUACUUUAAAUUAUAUUCACCAUAUGUAAAGAACUAUUAUUCAUCGAUAUCGAUACUUAACAAAUUGAAAGAAGAGAGUCAUAAAUUCCAAGCAUUCAUACAUGAAAAAGAACAAAAGUUAGAAUCAACCAACUUUACAGAUUUAGGUAGUUUAUUAGUUUUACCAUUGUCACGUAUCGGUCAAUACACUCCAAUGCUCUUUGAAAUGUAUAUGAGUACACCAAAAUCACAUGCAGAUUUUGAUUUGUUUAAGAAUGCUGUAUCAAAGAUGAAAUCAAUUGUAGAUUAUGUUAAAGAGAAAUCAAGAGAAUAUGAGAGCCAAAAUAAAGUUAGAAUCAUUCAAAAUCUAUUGAUUGGUAAAUUCAAUAAUCUUAAUGAACCACAUAGAAGAUAUGUAAGAGAAGGUUUGUUAACAGAGAUAUUGGCAAGAAACUCUGGUAAUCAAUUACAUUGUUUCUUGUUUAACGAUAUGUUCUUGGUAUCCUCACCGAUCGUUAAGAAACAACAAACUCACUAUGUGUUCAAGAAGGAUAUAAGAUUGGCGGAAGCCGAGGUGACUAUCGUGUCGGACCAAGACGAGAAACCACUCUUCCAAAUAUCGUUCACUUCUCAACUCUCGCAAUCUGGUUCAGACUCACCAAGUUCAAAUAUCACCGCCAACUCGGUGCUGAACGGCAUCAUCAACGGUGGUCCGAUCAGCGGUGGUGGCUCAUCGAGCGGAGCCGACAACGAGUCGCGCGAAACCCUUACAUUUUGCGCGGAUAGUGUGCGCGACCGUGAGGAAUGGGUGCAGGCACUGGCGCACUACAUCUCACAGGAGAAAAAGAAACAGGCGAAUCGUCGUCCCGAGGAAUCGACCAUUGAGAAUCGCGGCGGUGAGAUCGACUUUAAGAACAGCGAUAUCCAGUUGUGCGAGCAGAUCGGUAGCGGUGGCAGUGGAUGCACCGUGCAUCGUUGCACCGUCGACGGAUUCACCUGUGCCGUCAAAGUACUGAAACUCAAGAACACUCAAUCGUUCCUCAUCGACCAAUUCGUAUCGGAGAUCAACAUUAUGGAGCAGCUCAAUCACCAGAACAUCGCCAAACAUCAUCUCGAAGCGCAAUGCGCCGUUCCCCACGACCGAAGUGAUCUGGAUGGCGCUGGAAAUCGCCAAGGGUCUCGAGUUUUUGCACAACCAGAAGCCGCCCAUCAUCCAUCGUGA
This is a messenger RNA of Heterostelium album PN500, 2634 nucleotides long. It is a transcript of the gene kxcB, whose product is annotated as putative protein serine/threonine kinase. Lineage: Eukaryota; Evosea; Eumycetozoa; Acytosteliales; Acytosteliaceae. Gene Ontology annotation, molecular function: guanyl-nucleotide exchange factor activity. The record is from RefSeq and is a predicted model, not a curated record. The coding region runs from base 1 to 2634 and encodes 877 amino acids. The transcript is spliced from 6 exons.